AUGCCGGCGGCGCAGCCGCCGGCCGUGCCACCGGCAUUUGAGGUUCGAAGACCUGGAUAUGACUUUGGCGGUAAUGACACGGGACACCAUACACACGGUACUGGAUUCAUAGUCGCCAAAGAUUUCUUACACAAUGUCCUUCGCUACGACGCCGUAUCUGACAGAAUAUCAGUACUUCGUAUUAGAGGUCAAUUUGCCAACAUCUCCUUAGUAAAUGUAUAUGCUCCUACAGAAUUAGCGGUAGACGAAACUAAGGAUCAGUUCUACGAACAGCUCGAACUGAUAUAUGACCAAUUACCGAGCUACGACAUUAAAAUAGUACUGGGGGAUUUUAACGCCAAAAUUGGAAGGGAGGAUAUAUAUGUCCCAACAAUCGGAACACAUAGUAAACAUACACACUCUAACGACAACGGGCUAAGACUAAUAAGUUUUGCCUCAGCCAAAGCCAUGGUAGUCAAAAGUACUAUGUUUCCGCACAAGGAUAUCUAUAAGGGAACUUGGCGAUCCCCGGAUGGAUACACCAUCAAUCAGAUUGAUCACGUAGCGAUCGACGAGCGUCACAAAAGAACUAUUGAGGAUGUAAGAACUUUCCGCGGGGCAGACUGUGACAGUGAUCACUACUUGCUGGGAAUAAAACUCAAAUUUAGAAUCAAAUCAGUAAAAAAACAUUCACAAACUGCAGAGGACAGAAUUGAUAUAGAUAACCUAAAAUCACAAAAUAUGAAAGAAACAUUUCAAUUAGAACUGAGCAAUAGAUUCAAAGAUUUGGAUAUUAAUGACCCUAUUGACACAGUAUGGGAAAAUAUAUAG
Colias croceus (clouded yellow) is the source of this 810-nucleotide messenger RNA. RefSeq names its product craniofacial development protein 2-like. The coding region runs from base 1 to 810 and encodes 269 amino acids. Lineage: Eukaryota; Metazoa; Arthropoda; Insecta; Lepidoptera; Pieridae. The transcript has 2 exons. The record is from RefSeq and is a predicted model, not a curated record.